Molecule: messenger RNA, 1451 nt
Organism: Asparagus officinalis (garden asparagus)
Lineage: Eukaryota; Viridiplantae; Streptophyta; Magnoliopsida; Asparagales; Asparagaceae
Product: DNA-directed RNA polymerase II subunit rpb1
Exons: 4
Coding region: 191-1228 (345 amino acids)
Biological process (GO): mRNA splicing, via spliceosome; miRNA processing
Source: RefSeq, a predicted model, not a curated record
UUAACACGUACCAAACUCUCCUGGUCAAUUCCCAAAUCAGAAUAGAGAGGGGGGGGCCUCAAAAUUCUUUUCUUUUGCAAACGAUUAAACCCUAAUUCCUCUCAGUUCUUCAACCUCUCUCAAACCCUAAACCCUAAUCUCCACGCCCAUCGACUUCGCUCAUCUCAAUCCGUCUUCUUCUUCUUCUUCCAUGGACGAAUCAUCUCAGAAGAGGAGAGAGAGGCUCCAAGCCAUGAGAGCCGACGCCUCAAACCAAUCCCAGCCUCUCUCAUCCUCCUCCUCUUCUUCUCCAACUCAAGGCCUUUCGAAUCCUCUAGUCAACUCCGAUGCCAACGAGAGAACGCCUAAAGCUCCAAGAUUCCAUUACUACACCGACCCAAUGGCCGCCUUCUCCGGUUCCAAGGCGAGUAAUCACCCCGAGAGCUUCUCUGCUCCAAUUCGAGGCCGUUCGCCUCUUUCCCAUCCCUCGAAUCGACCAAACGUGGUUGGCAGCAGCGGCUUUUAUCGCGCUCCUGAGAGCUUCUCCUCUCCGAUUCGAAGCCCUUCGCCUCACUCGUAUGCAUUGAAUCGACCCAUUGCGGUUGACAACUAUUAUCGCUCUCCUCAGAGCUUCUCCUCUCUGAUUCGAACCCCUUCACUUCUUUUGUAUGCAAAUGAUGGACCAAUGAACUAUAAUGUAGCUGCUGCCUCUCCUCCUGGCCUCCAAUUUCAAACAAGCCAGUCUCCUGAUCAGAGUCCAUGGCGAAGCCCAAUCCCGUUCCAGAGCCCUUUCCCUGGAAAUUUCAGGGGAACACCACCCAGUCAUGCUCCAACCCCUAAUUCUUCCCGUCCCAAUUACUCGUCCCGUGGUGGUCUUCUUCCAAAUCCCAGCUUCAGACAUGGAGGCAGCCCAAGUCCACAUUCUAACUCUGGAAGAGGAAACCAGUCACGGUUUAGGGGCGGAAGAGGCCGUGGGUUCCGUCACAUUAAUUGUUCUUCACCAUAUGAUCCGCACCAUUUCUAUAAAGCUAUGAUGAAAGAUCCAUGGCGAAAGUUGAAGCCUAUUGUUGGCAUACUUGUCCCUGUCCCUAGAAACGGAUCAGGGUCUUCUUGGCUUCCGAAAUCAAUAGCAGAACCUAAGAGGGCGGGGAAAGCGUUUGAGACCGGCGGUGCCAAGUCCAAGUUGAGCCUCGCCGAGAGCCUAGCUCUUGCCCUUGACGAAGCUGCUAGUGGUGAGGAAGAAACCUGAUUAAUGUAAAACUGUCCUAUUUUUAUUUAAUGAAGGUGAACGUCGAUUUCUGUAUGAUGAGAUUAGUGAAGAGCACGGCAUCUUUAUGCGAUUAUAUAAGAUGGAGAAAUGAUGUAAAUAUUCUGUUUUCCUCCUCACUAUUCCUUCUUUUUUGUAUUUCUUACAUUUCUCAUAAUUAAACCUGGGAACAAUUAAUAAGAUUUUCUAUUGUGCUAAUCAAUCA